Messenger RNA from Menidia menidia (Atlantic silverside), 345 nucleotides. NCBI's taxonomy places the organism in Eukaryota, Metazoa, Chordata, Actinopteri, Atheriniformes, Atherinopsidae. The record is from the annotation of a GenBank genome assembly.
AUGUCAUCAGACUUUGAAACCUACGAGCAGGAUUUUGGGAAUAUCACUGCAGAAAUAACUAAUAAGAUUGGCAAAAUUCCUAAACUAAGUGGAGACGAGAAGACGCAGCUGGUUCUAAAUGUCGACAAACAGCUUGAAGAAGUCAGAGAGCUGAUGGACCUGGAGGUGCGGGAGAUCCCCAUCCAGAGCCGGGCCAUGUACAACAGCAGGCUGAAGAGCUACAAGCAGGAGAUGGAGAAGCUCGAGAAAGACUUUGUCUCGGCUUCCUUUAAACACCCCGACGUGUCAGUCCACCUCUGCCCCACCAGCAGUGGCCCUGCUGGCACUGGUCUGCACAUCACCUGA